AUGCCACCGCCAUCAGCUGCCCUCUGGAACAUGCUUGUGGGGCGCUGGGUCGUGCUGGGAGGGGGCGCUGUUUGGGAGCAACAAGCCGUUGCCGGCGCAGGGUGUGGGAAGAGUGUUGUGCCAGCGCACCAUGAAAAGCCAAGAGAAGGCCGGGAUUGA
Molecule: messenger RNA, 159 nt
Organism: Chaetomium globosum CBS 148.51
Lineage: Eukaryota; Fungi; Ascomycota; Sordariomycetes; Sordariales; Chaetomiaceae
Exons: 2
Coding region: 1-159 (52 amino acids)
Source: RefSeq, a predicted model, not a curated record